CUCCAGCCCUCUCCCUGAAGCCAGAUAAUUCACUUCCUCUCCGCUAAGUACCUGGAAGUUUUUGAACUGCUACACCAGCACAGGAGCUCGGUGUAAGUGAGUCCGUCCCUAAUAUCUUUCUGCCAGUUCCGGCCACUGCCCUUCCUGUGGGGAUGUACAGAAUUCAGCAAGUCCAGCUCUCUGAGGUCUGCCUCCUGAGCAGACCUGUUUCUGGUCAUCUGAUAAUGCCUCUGCUGCAGACAAGACCUUCCUUCUUCCCUCCUCUCAGCACAGUUGCAGUCAAAGCUGAAUAUUGCUGCUCUGGGACCUCCUUCUAGCCUUAAAUUUCAGCCUGUUGUUUUCAGCUCUGUCAUGGAUCUGCUCCUCUUGAUCUUUGCCAUUUGUACCGGACCUGUCCUUUUAGGGUCUUCAUCCAGAGUGCGACUGGUGGGAGGCCCCCAUCACUGUGAAGGGCGUGUGGAAGUGGAACAAGAGGGCCAGUGGGGCACUGUGUGUGAUGAUGGGUGGGACAUAAAAGACGUGGCUGUGGUAUGCCAGGAACUAGGCUGUGGAGUAGCCAACGGGACACCCAGUGGUGUUUCAUACAAGCCAUUGGCAGAAAAAGAGCAAAAUAUCUUCAUGCAAGAGGUCAAAUGCAAUGGGAUGGAAGCUUCCCUGUUUCACUGUGAGCGGGCUGAAGAUGUUUUUGAUUGCUCGCACAAUGAGGAUGCAGGAGCCUUAUGUGAGAAGAAUGUGCGGCUGGCUGGUGGCCCUGGGCGCUGCAAGGGGAGAGUGGAAGUGAAGCACCAAGGGCAGUGGGGCACUGUGUGCAAUGCAGGCUGGAACCUGUCAGCCGCAAAGGUGGUGUGCCAGCAGCUGGGUUGUGGGAGGGCCAUUCAGACCCGAAGAUGCUGCAACAAGGCUACCCAGGGCCAAGGAACCAUCUGGCUGACGCAAGUGUCAUGCUCAGGAAAAGAAGUGAGCCUUUGGGAUUGCCCUUCUGGGCACUGGGGGAAGAACAACUGCACCCAUGAAGAGGACACAUGGGUUGAAUGUGAAGAUCCCUUUGACUUGAGACUUGUAGGAGGAGACAUCCGGUGCUCGGGGCGACUGGAGGUGCUGCACAAGGGCGUAUGGGGCUCUGUCUGUGAUGAUGGAUGGGGAAAAAAGGAGGACCAGGUGGUAUGUAAGCAACUGGGCUGUGGAGAGUCCCUCUCUCCUUCUGUUAAAGCCCGGAGAAGCUUUGGCCCUGGGGUUGGCCGCAUCUGGUUGGAUGAUGUUCAUUGCUCAGGAAAGGAGCAGUCCCUGGAGCAGUGCCAGCACAGGUUCUGGGGUUACCACAACUGUAACCACAAGGAAGAUGUGGCUGUGAUAUGCUCAGAACAGUAGCUGGGCCUUCCUGAUGUUUGAUCUGACUCCCACAUGCCCCGAGUGUCUGUUACUUUUUCAUGGGCCCUGAUUGGCACAUCAUGAACACUUAUAGGCUUUGGCUACUACUCC
Pteropus alecto (black flying fox) is the source of this 1479-nucleotide messenger RNA. RefSeq names its product CD5 molecule like (gene CD5L). Gene Ontology annotation, cellular component: membrane. Lineage: Eukaryota; Metazoa; Chordata; Mammalia; Chiroptera; Pteropodidae. The record is from RefSeq and is a predicted model, not a curated record. The transcript has 7 exons. Bases 352 to 1368 code for a protein of 338 amino acids.